Messenger RNA from Lytechinus pictus (painted urchin), 798 nucleotides. RefSeq names its product E3 ubiquitin-protein ligase TRIM33-like. NCBI's taxonomy places the organism in Eukaryota, Metazoa, Echinodermata, Echinoidea, Temnopleuroida, Toxopneustidae. The record is from RefSeq and is a predicted model, not a curated record. The coding region runs from base 1 to 798 and encodes 265 amino acids. The transcript has a single exon. Gene Ontology annotation, molecular function: ubiquitin protein ligase activity; zinc ion binding. Gene Ontology annotation, biological process: protein monoubiquitination.
AUGGCUGAAGCAUGGAAGGAUACCAUCACCCAGAGUCUGGAGUGUCCUGUAUGUCUGACCACCUUCACCGAUCCGAAAAUCCUGUCUUGUUCCCACACCUUCUGUAAGGCAUGCCUGGACAUCCUUUACGAAUGCCUUGGGGAUGACCGUAAGUUCCGAUGUCCCGUAUGUAGAAACGAAACUCUGGUCCCAAAUCAAGAUGUUAACGCACUCCCGGGGAAUCUUGUUUUGAAAAAUCUUAUGGAGGACAUUAAGAAUCAACAUCAUCGUUGCACAAAUUAUAAAACCGUCGACACUACAGAUUCCUACUGCCAAGAUUGUGGCAUGUAUCUCUGCAUCACUUGUCACAGCAUGCAUACUAAAUGGGAAGACUUCAUCGGUCAUGAAAUUGUUGCGAUUGGUGAUAUUACAUCAGGAAAGGUAACAGUACGAACAUAUCAGAAAUGCAAGAAACAUCCCAGAGAAGAUGAGGAAAUCUUUUGUCGUAUCUGUAGGAAAUUUGCAUGCUACAAAUGUGUACCUCUAGAGCAUACAGGCGAAGGACAUCGAAACAUCACUGCAGAUGAAUAUGAACAAAAUUACAUGACAAAGAUCAAUAACCUCAAAUCAAAGGUAUACAAGAAAUGCUCUUCCUUCAAGAAGUAUGUCAAAUUCAUAAAUGAUCAGCAGGAACUUGUGAGCAAUGCUCAGGAUCAGUGUUUAAAUGAUAUUCAAGAAGCAUAUGAUACAUUAGUCCAGCAGUUGACCGAGAAAAAGAGCUACCCGAAGGUGAAGUCAAGGACAGAGUUGAGGGAGUAA